This is a messenger RNA of Selaginella moellendorffii, 2293 nucleotides long. RefSeq lists its product as uncharacterized. The record is from RefSeq and is a predicted model, not a curated record. The coding region runs from base 1 to 2280 and encodes 759 amino acids. NCBI's taxonomy places the organism in Eukaryota, Viridiplantae, Streptophyta, Lycopodiopsida, Selaginellales, Selaginellaceae. The transcript has 5 exons.
AUGCCCAUAGCUCGCCGGAUCGCGAGAGCGCUAGGGAGUGGUAGUGGCCAAAUCCCAAGCAUUGAGGAGAAAAAGGAGGCACUGAAAGCAGCUGGGCACGAGGAGUUCCGGGAUGCAAAGGCAGUUGUGGAAGCAGUUUUGAAGAUGGGUGAUUGCGGUUUGUCUCGUAGAGAGAAGCUCAGCUGGGAUAGCGCAAGGGUUAAGGUCCUGGAUUUGUUCGACAAUGAGACAGCUGGUACCAUCAUUGACGCAUUACUCCAGCUUACAGAGUCGACCCGAUUGGACUAUUUCCUCCCUGCCGAUGCUGCGACCAAAUCUGCUCUACUGUCACUCGUUAGCAGGAAAAGGCGCAGAGUAGAUCCAUUUGGGGAGGUGAAAGCUCAAGCUUCUGCGCUGGCAUUGUCUUUGGAAACGUCUUAUCAAGAGAUGACAGAAGAAAAGCUCGGGAGCAUCGAUACCCGGAUAGAUCUGCUGGCGCCGGACAUUCUUACAGAAGACGCGACCUCAUUUUCAUACAUGGGACGGAAAACUACGGUGGACAUACUGAAGUUUUUCCAAGCUGUGAAGAAGGGUCCGAGCGUGUACAGCACGAACCCGAAUCUUGCCAUUCGGUUCAUAACUGGGACCCCUGGGGCUGGAAAAACGUACAGCGUUGCAGCCGCAGCUGGUUACUUAUAUGCCAGCGAGCGAAGAAAAGCUACCGGCGCUGCUGCUGUUGCGUAUAUCAACGCCCGAGUGUUCAUGGAAGAUCCAUCUUACAAUUUAUGGCGUGCGCUCAUUCUAGCCUAUGCUCGUGAUGAAGCGGCUCUCAACGCGCUGAAAUGUGUCGACUACGAAAGGCCGGACAGUCUGCUCCAAUUUCUCAAAGAGCGAAAGAAGCUGCAAAAGGUUUACCUUUUAUUCGACGAUGGCAACUCGCUACAUGACAAAGCUAUAUUCUCCGGCCAGAUCAGAUUUGCUGCUCGAUCUUUUGUCGAGUCUCUUGCUCAGGUGUGCGUCGUCGUCUUCUGUGCAUCCAUAGAAAGCAAGCUGCGCAAAGAGCUUAUAAAGGACGCUGCUCCGCCUCAACUUAUCGUUUGCGGAGGGUAUACGAGAAAAGAACUAGUUGCCUGCAUUGGCAUGUACCUCGAAACUACGGACCAGCGUUUGAUUGAUGGAGAAAUUGCUUAUACUCUGCAAAGAACUGGUUCUGUGCCGCAACUGAUUUAUCAUCACUAUUUCGGCGAGGACGGUGAACUGGAUAGUGCUAUCAGUCGGCUCAAGGAUGAGAUUGCGGACUUCAUCCUGAACCGGAGCAGCUGGGAGGUUAGUGAACUUGCCAGAGCACUACGGGGGGAGCAGGUUGCUCGCUUGACGGUUGCGAUGGAUACCCGUGCCUUCUACAGGGGUCGAGAUGGAAGAGGGAAGUGUUUAACUGGUGAACUCCGUUCGUAUGCAUUUGGCUUAAUUUCGGAGAAGGUGAAGGCGGAAAGUUUGGAGGAAGGGAAGGUUGAGGUUCGGAGGUGGCUCGGAAUGAUCAUGAAGGACAACAACCUGGUGCGCAUUGGCUGGAAUGUGGAGGAGGCUACCAUCUUGACGCUCAAGCUGCUGACCCCUUGUAUAAGAGUGGACAACAAUGACCUGAGCGAGAAAAUUUUGAUCAAGCCUGCAGGAGUGCGGACAGUCAAGGGGAAGUUUGGGAUAGAUGAGCUGAAAGAUGUGGGCCUGUCACCUACACUUUUCCUUCCGAACUUCAACCACAUCGGAGCCGAUGUUUUCUACUCCGAUGAGGAGUGGUUAGUCGUCUUCCAGAUUACCGUUGCUAACAAUCCCGAGAAGCAUCAUAAGAGAACUCUAGAGGUUGCAGACGAGUUGUUUGCAGUGACACAAAGAAGGACGAUGCUAGUUUGGGUGGUGUACACUCCUACAGAGACAGAUACUUGGGUGGUUAAGGAUUGGGAACACCCUCAUGUUACUCAAGUUUUCAUGUCUUUCGGUCAGCUGUCCAGCCAUCUCAAGGAUAUCGAUUCCGCACUUCGGGUGCUCAAGAGCAAUCGCUACUCAAAGAAGCCGGCCGAGGACGUCUGUCCAGAGUGCAAGUGUGCUGAAACCUGCAGGGAUGAUAAGUGGAUAAGCUGUACUUACUGUAACGUCUGGUUUCACUGGCUCUGCACCACUGCUACUGAGGAAACUUGGGAGUUGUGGUUGUGUGAUAACUGCCGUGCUCCUGAUGAUGAUCCCGAUGUGGAAUUGCCUCCACCAGUUCCGGAUGCUGGUCGAAGGCGUGGAAUCUCCUUCUAGUCGUAGCUUCUUC